UCAAAUGGCCACGUGAAACAUCAUAGACAAAAAAUUCUUUGGAUAAUUGCUCUUUUCUGGGUCUGGCAGUUUCAGGUUCAGGUGUACUUAAGAACGAAGUAUUGGUUUUUUGGUUAUAUUAGGUCUGAAGAAAUCCAAGAACUUGAGUUGUUGAAAAAUGGGUUUGUUGGGUGAGGGUUUAACGCAGGUUCUGAUACCUGCUGCUGCCUUGCUUGGGAUUGGGUUUGCUUUGCUUCAGUGGUUCUUGGUCUCAAGGGUUAGGGUCUUUGAUGGUUCUGGUGCAGAGAAUGGAUUCAGUGAGAAUCUGAUCGAAGGAGAAGAAGAGGGUGUCGACACUCUUGAGGUUUCCAUCAAAGUUGCUGAAAUCCAAAAUGCCAUUUCUGUUGGGGCAACAUCCUUUCUGUUCACUCAGUACAAGUAUCUUGGCAUCUUCAUGGGCAUGUUUGGCGCGAUUAUUUUUCUCUUCCUCGGCUCGGUUAAGGGGUUUAGCACGAAAAGUGAACCUUGCAUAUACAACAAGGACAAUCUUUGUAAACCAGCACUUGCCAAUGCUGUCUUUAGCACAAUAGCUUUCUUGCUUGGUGCUCUUACUUCAGUCCUUUCAGGAUUCCUAGGGAUGAAAAUUGCUACAUAUGCCAAUGCUAGAACAACUAUGGAAGCAAGGAAGGGUGUUGGUAGGGCAUUCACUAUUGCUUUUCGCUCUGGUUCAGUGAUGGGUUUCCUUCUUGCUGCCAAUGGCCUUCUGGUGCUGUAUAUCUCCAUUAAUUUAUUUAAACUCUACUAUGGGGAUGACUGGGAAGGACUUUAUGAAUCGAUCACUGGUUAUGGUCUUGGAGGUUCUUCAAUGGCACUCUUUGGAAGAGUUGGGGGAGGCAUAUACACAAAAGCAGCUGAUGUUGGUGCUGAUCUUGUGGGGAAAGUUGAGCGGAAUAUUCCGGAAGAUGAUCCACGAAACCCAGCCGUUAUUGCUGACAAUGUGGGUGACAACGUAGGAGAUAUUGCCGGUAUGGGCUCAGAUCUAUUCGGAUCUUAUGCCGAAUCAUCUUGUGCAGCACUCUUUGUUGCAUCAAUAUCAUCGUUCGGUAUUAAUCAUGAUUACGUAGCCAUGUCUUAUCCACUGAUUGUAAGCUCAAUGGGAGUCGUUGUUUGCUUGAUAACUACACUUUUUGCCACUGAUCUGUUUGAGAUCAAGGAUGUUAGCGAGAUUGAACCGUCCUUGAAGAGACAACUUUUAAUCUCCACUGUUUUGAUGACUGCUGGGGUUGCCAUUGUCAGCUUCUUUGCUUUACCAUCAGAAUUCACUCUCUUUAAUUUUGGGACUGACAAGGUUGUUAAGAACUGGCACCUUUUCUUCUGUGUUUCAAUUGGUCUUUGGGCUGGACUUGCCAUAGGAUAUAUUACAGAGUACUACACAAGCAAUGCUUACAGUCCAGUGCAGGAUGUAGCAGAUUCUUGCAGGACAGGUGCUGCGACAAAUGUAAUAUUUGGGCUUGCUCUCGGAUAUAAAUCUGUGAUCAUUCCCAUAUUUGCCAUUGCCAUUGCUAUUUAUGUUAGCUUUAGCUUGGCUGCUAUGUACGGGAUUGCUGUGGCCGCUUUGGGAAUGCUUAGCACCAUUGCCACCGGUCUAGCGAUCGAUGCUUAUGGUCCCAUAAGUGAUAAUGCUGGUGGCAUUGCCGAAAUGGCAGGAAUGAGCCACAAGAUAAGGGAAAGAACAGAUGCUUUAGAUGCUGCUGGAAACACCACAGCUGCAAUUGGCAAGGGGUUUGCUAUUGGAUCAGCCGCUCUUGUGUCUCUUGCCUUGUUCAGUGCCUUUGUGAGCAGGGCUGGCAUCCAGGCAGUUGAUGUAUUGACCCCAAAGGUCUUCAUUGGCCUGAUUGCAGGGGCCAUGCUUCCAUACUGGUUUUCUGCCAUGACAAUGAAGAGCGUGGGAAGUGCAGCUCUCAAAAUGGUCGAAGAAGUAAGAAGGCAGUUCAAUUCCAUUCCAGGACUUAUUGAGGGUAGAGCUAAACCAGACUACGCGAAUUGCGUCAAGAUUUCCACUGAUGCCUCUCUCAGGGAGAUGAUCCCACCUGGCUCUUUGGUCAUUCUUACACCUCUAAUCACCGGAACCUUUUUUGGCGUAGAAACUCUCGCUGGUGUUCUUGCUGGUUCACUCGUUUCUGGUGUCCAGGUUGCCAUCUCAGCUUCUAACACAGGAGGGGCAUGGGAUAAUGCCAAGAAAUACAUAGAGGCUGGUGCAUCUGAGCAUGCUAAGGUACUGGGUCCCAAGGGCUCUGAUGCUCACAAGGCUGCAGUCAUUGGUGACACCAUUGGAGAUCCACUCAAGGACACUUCUGGGCCUUCACUCAAUAUCCUGAUCAAGCUCAUGGCAGUGGAGUCUCUGGUGUUUGCUCCAUUUUUUGCCACUCAUGGAGGCUUGCUGUUCAAAUUGCUGUAAUUUGGAUCCAUCGAGCAAGCCAUCAUGCUAAUUCUGGUGCAUAUAUGUUAAUAAUAAUUAGUAAUAAUUAAAUGCUCCAUAAUAAAAUGUGAACCAAAAACCAGUCUGUAGAUGCUACUGCGAUUAUGUACAGUUGAAGUAUUAGUGAGCCAUCCUUCCGUGGCAUUUGUUUCGGUCCUC
Messenger RNA from Tripterygium wilfordii, 2617 nucleotides. Its product is annotated as pyrophosphate-energized vacuolar membrane proton pump 1-like. Gene Ontology annotation, molecular function: diphosphate hydrolysis-driven proton transmembrane transporter activity; inorganic diphosphate phosphatase activity. The record is from RefSeq and is a predicted model, not a curated record. Gene Ontology annotation, cellular component: membrane. NCBI's taxonomy places the organism in Eukaryota, Viridiplantae, Streptophyta, Magnoliopsida, Celastrales, Celastraceae. The transcript has 8 exons. Bases 158 to 2437 code for a protein of 759 amino acids. Gene Ontology annotation, biological process: proton transmembrane transport.